AUGGCUGAAAAGUACAUUGUAAGUGAGGAAAUUUGGGGUUCUGAAUUUGACAAUUAUACUGAUAUUAUACCAACUGAUGCUGCUCCUUGCAACCAGGACUCCUGGAGACUGGACAAGUAUUUUGUAAUGGUUGUUUACAGUCUUGUGUUUUUUCUGAGUUUGCUGGGAAAUUCACUGGUGAUGCUUGUCAUCCUCUACAACCGGCUCAACCGUUCAGUCACGGAUAUCUACCUGCUCAACCUGGCCAUAGCUGACCUGCUCUUUGCCCUGUCACUGCCCAUCUGGGCUGCCUCCAAGGUGCAAGGAUGGAUCUAUGGCACAUUUCUUUGCAAGUGCGUUUCCCUUCUGAAGGAGGUCAACUUCUACAGUGGCAUUCUGCUGCUGGCCAGCAUCAGCAUAGACCGCUACCUAGCCAUAGUCCAUGCUACCCGUGCUUUGACUCAGAAACGCCACUGGGUAAAGUUCAUCUGUAUGGGCAUCUGGGUUCUGUCCUUGCUCCUGUCCAUGCCCAUUGUUUUCUUCCGUGAAGCAUUCAAGUCAGACAUAUAUGGCUAUGUCUGUUAUGAGAACAUUGGCAACAGUACUGAUAAAGGGCGGCUGAUACUGAGGAUCCUGCCCCAGUCCUUUGGCUUUGUCCUGCCCCUACUGGUCAUGCUCUUCUGCUACGGCUUCACCAUGCGCACCCUUUUUGAGACGCACACGGGGCAGAAGCAUCGGGCCAUGAGGGUCAUCUUUGCCGUAAUGCUUGUGUUUUUAUUCUGCUGGCUUCCUUACAACCUGGUGCUGGUCACUGACACCCUCCUGAGGACCCACCUAAUUGAGGACACUUGCCCACGAAGGGAGGCGAUUGAACAGGCCAUAAAUGCCACUGAGGUACUGGGCUUCCUCCAUAGCUGCCUCAACCCCAUUAUCUAUGCCUUCAUCGGUCAUAAAUUCCGCCAUAGCUUCCUUAAAAUCCUGGCUGCCCAUGGCAUAGUCAGUAAAGACUUCUUGGCCCGUUGCAAUAUUUCAUCCUCAUCAUUUGCCUCUUCUUCUGUUUCUGCUGCUGUCUGAGUAUCAUCAUUUCAGCAUUUCUCAACAACCUGGAUAAAAAAUUCUACCAAUAAGAAGUCAUUGGAUUGAUGAAAUUGGAAGAUGAAAUUUAGAAUGCGAGGAUGAAAACUGUUAACAGAAUUUUACUGUAUUUGUCUUUAAAUUGUAAAUAGCUGGAGCUGCACAAAGCAGGCCUAGAGACAGCUUUUUAGAGAUCAAGUGGUGGUUGUCAUAAUUUUCUUCAUGUCCUAUGCCUGAAAUAUAAUGUCUGUCCUCCUUAACCUUAGUGCCUUCCCUUUGAGAUUACUUCCAAUUUAUCCUGUCUAUAUCUGAUUUGUCCAUAAUUGUUUAUCAGUGAACUCCUUGAAAGCAAGGCAUAUAUAUAUUUUUUGGUCUUUAUGUUCCCAGUGUUUUAUGCAGUCCCUGGAAUGUACUAGGCACUUGAUAAAUGUAAAAAAUAAAGUAGGCACUUAAAAAUAGUAGGCAUGAAAUAAAUCGAUGUCAGCAAUCCUGGCUUAGGAGGUUAUUCUGCUUAUGCGGCCUGUAAUCUAAAUUUCCCAGAAGAAUAUCUUGGGAAAUUGGCAUAAAAGACAUGUCAUGAUCCAACCAUACCACGUCCAAAAAGCAGCAUAGUGAAGUAGAUGAAGUGACAGACCUGGAAUCAAGAAAACCUCUCUUCAAAUUCAGGUUUAUACAUUUACUAGCUGUGUGACUCAGGGCUGGUCACUUAGCUCUCUGGGCUUUAAUUUCCCCAUCUGUAAAGUUGAGGGGGAGGAGUAGGUGAUGGUCUCUAAGAUCUCUUCUAACUCAGAAUCUAUGACCCUAAGCUAAACACUGGUCCUGUUCCCUUUGCUUACUUCGUUUCUUCUGUAGUGGCUAUUGGGGAUACUGAGUUUAGGCUCAUGCCAAAUAUCUAAAUUCAAGAUGAUCUAAGAAUGUCACUUGGAAAAACUUUUUUUCUUUGAAAGUUAUACAUGACUAAGGGGCUAGCUUUGUUGAAGGAUUUCUUUUGGAAGAUCAUCAAUUAGAAAAGAAUGACCAUGUUUCUUGGUCUCUUCAUGCUUUUGGUUGCUGCUAUCAACAUAGCUGUCAGCAUCAUUAGACAAAAUUAUUGAUGAAGUACUCUGGGCUGGAUGUUGAAUGGAACUAUGAUCCCUGUAUUCUCAAUGCCUCCCAACUAAGUACCAUGUCCAUGAAUAAACCUAUACAACAUAGAGACAUAGUAGAGUCACUGUCCAUGUCCAAUUAAAAAAACUAAUAAAGAUCCAUGUUUGUAU
This is a messenger RNA of Antechinus flavipes (yellow-footed antechinus), 2309 nucleotides long. It is a transcript of the gene CXCR1, whose product is annotated as C-X-C motif chemokine receptor 1. NCBI's taxonomy places the organism in Eukaryota, Metazoa, Chordata, Mammalia, Dasyuromorphia, Dasyuridae. Gene Ontology annotation, cellular component: membrane. The transcript has a single exon. Gene Ontology annotation, biological process: G protein-coupled receptor signaling pathway; neutrophil chemotaxis; immune response. The coding region runs from base 1 to 1053 and encodes 350 amino acids. The record is from RefSeq and is a predicted model, not a curated record. Gene Ontology annotation, molecular function: C-X-C chemokine receptor activity.